UGGAAUUCCAACGAGAGCGACGACGUCCGUUCCAGUGCUGCCACGCAGGAGCGCAGUGAUAGAUUGACUAAUGGGGGCGCAAAGCUCGAGCCCGGCGCCGAUGCCAUCCGUGCCGUUCAACCUCCCCGACGGCGAAUGGCGGGCCAAGCUCAACCCCGAGCAGUACCGUGUUCUGCGCCAGAAAGGCACCGAGCGCCCGGGCACCGGCGCCUUCAACAAGCACACCGCGCUUGGCACGUACCUCUGCGCGGGCUGCGACGCGCCGCUGUACACGUCGGCGCAAAAGUUCAACUCGGGCUGCGGGUGGCCAGCGUUCUUUGAUGCGAUUCCUGGUGCGAUCAAGGCGCUCCCAGACGCCGACGGUAGCCGCAUCGAGAUCAUCUGCGCCAACUGCGGCGGGCACAUGGGCCACGUCUUCAAGGGUGAGGGCUUCAAGACACCGACCGACGAGCGCCAUUGUGUGAAUAGCGUUUCGCUCAAGUUUACGGCCUCGCCUGCGCCAUGAGCAGGCAUGUAAACUUCGAGCAACAAUACUUUGCAUCAUUACGA
Messenger RNA from Saprolegnia diclina VS20, 549 nucleotides. RefSeq names its product peptide methionine sulfoxide reductase B2, chloroplastic. Gene Ontology annotation, biological process: protein repair; response to oxidative stress. The transcript has a single exon. NCBI's taxonomy places the organism in Eukaryota, Oomycota, Saprolegniomycetes, Saprolegniales, Saprolegniaceae. Gene Ontology annotation, molecular function: peptide-methionine (R)-S-oxide reductase activity. The record is from RefSeq and is a predicted model, not a curated record. Bases 71 to 505 code for a protein of 144 amino acids.